AUGGCCGGCAGACUAGACCGCCUGACGUCGGACAAGGUCCGUGAGAGCGUCGGUGCACCGCGACCCGGCGGCUAUGCUAGUUGGUGCGCCCUGCCGGGCUAUCUAGGGCCCGGAGGACCGACCUCUCGAGAGGCACAAGGGGUAUAUAUGCGAAUGAAUAUCCUGCUGCGCGCGCAAGAAGUAAACUCUCUUCGACUGCUGAGAUCGACACAUGUCGAAGAUCGGCCCUGUCAGAAAGGCCGAAGGGGUAUCAUACUGCUUGGUAAAGGGUAUCAUUGCUUCGAAAACGAAAGCUGCGGUGAUUAGGUCGUAAAACGAAUGGUGACGUCUAUUGUGAUGAAGGCGUCGCUGGCUCGAUGAGUUCCUUGACCCAUUGCGCGGCGAAC
This is a messenger RNA of Mixia osmundae IAM 14324, 386 nucleotides long. RefSeq lists its product as uncharacterized. The transcript is spliced from 2 exons. The coding region runs from base 1 to 306 and encodes 101 amino acids. Lineage: Eukaryota; Fungi; Basidiomycota; Mixiomycetes; Mixiales; Mixiaceae. The record is from RefSeq and is a predicted model, not a curated record.